Messenger RNA from Lonchura striata (white-rumped munia), 13185 nucleotides. RefSeq names its product ALF transcription elongation factor 2 (gene AFF2). Gene Ontology annotation, biological process: regulation of RNA splicing. Gene Ontology annotation, cellular component: nucleus; nuclear speck. The record is from RefSeq and is a predicted model, not a curated record. NCBI's taxonomy places the organism in Eukaryota, Metazoa, Chordata, Aves, Passeriformes, Estrildidae. Gene Ontology annotation, molecular function: G-quadruplex RNA binding.
GAGCUAUCUGAGCCCAUCUUGUCUCCUUGAAGGCAGCAAAACCCUCGGAAAGCUUUGCUGCCAUAAUAGCACUUUGUGGCUUUACUGUAAUCACCUGGUGGCAGAGAAAGCAUGACUUUGGGACUCUCAGCACCUUGAGAGGGCAGAGGCUGCUGCUCUCUCCAGCAAGAGGGUACCCUGGAGGAACCAGCCUCUAUGCACCUGCCUGAAGAUGAGCUACAACACAACCAAAAAUGCAGCAGUCGCAGCGCCAGAAUCACUAUGAGCAAGACCGGAGUGCACUUAAGCGGAAGGAAUGGGAGAGAAGAAACCAGGAAGUCCAGCAAGAUGAAGAUCUCUUUGCUUCGGGUUUUAACCUCUUUGGGGAACCCUACAAGACAAAUAAAGGCGACGCCCUUGCAAACCGUGUCCAGAACACAUUGGGAAAUUAUGAUGAGAUGAAGGAUCUGUUAACCAACCACUCCAAUCAGAGCCACCUUGUAGGAAUCCCAAAGAAUUCUGUCCCACAGACACCCAUUGACAAAAAUGAACAGAACUUUUUCCCAGAACCGAGGAACAGGAUGAUCCCAUCUCAUCAGAUCAGUGGCAACUCAUCAACAUCAAUGCCUCCGCCUUCUUCAUUGUCAUCUAAUUCUACUUUGCUGCACAGCCACCAGAGCAGCAGGAAGUCGAGGACAGACUGGUCACGCAGUGGUCACAACUCCAGUGGGGCCCAGCCAAGCCAGCCCAGUGGUCAGCAGAGUCGGACAAAGCACAGCUCUUCUCAUGACCAGUCACAGGGCAGGUAUGAAGAUCUCUACAAUUGCCAGAGUGAGCAGCAUAAAAGUGGGGGAACUGAGGAAGCAAGUGCUAUGGCAACAUCUUCACAUUCAAGGAGGCACACUCAUGCAAAGUCAGCACCUGGAGAGCACACUUACAAAGAAAACAGUCAUUCAAAGUCACCCACAGAGCUUGAGUUUGUAGGCCAUGGUCCUGGAUCUCCACUUCCUUCCACUUCUUUGUUAACUGCAAACAAUGGUCUUUCAACUCAGAAUUUCCCACCAGGACUUCACUGUAAAAACAGCAUGGUCCAGCAAAAGCCUACAGCCUAUGUCAGGCCUAUGGAUGGUCAGGACCAGGUACCCAAUGACUCACCUGAACUGAAACCCCCAAUAGAAAUUGAGAGUGGAUAUGGAAAUCAGUCCUUUGGAGCACUGCUGGAAGGAAAAGUGAACACACCUAGUUCGAAGAACAAGGUACCAAAGCUCAACAUUCCUCCUGUUAGUGAAGUUGCCCUUCCCAAUGACUCCAGCUGUGUGGAAGAAAUACUGCGGGAGAUGACCCAUUCCUGGCCUCCUCCUCUCACUGCUAUUCACACUCCGGGCAAGGCCGAGCAGACCAAGUUUUCUAUCCCAAGCAAGGACUCCCAACAUCUGACCUCAGGAUACAAUGUACAAAAGUGGAGUGAUCCAGCAGGGAAAGUUGCAACUAAGUCAGUGCCACAAAAGUCAAUGCUUGAGGAUGAUCUAAAACUCAGCAGUGAUGAAGAUGAUAAUGAUCAGGCUGCCGAAAAGACAAAAUUGAGAAACAUUCCUGUAAACAGCCUGCCAGUGCCAGUGGCACACGCCGCUGGCUUGGCCCAUUCCAGCGGCGGCUCCGGCAGCUCCAGCGAGUCCGAGAGCAGCUCCGAGUCCGACUCCGACAGCGAGAGCAGCUCCAGCGACAGCGAGUGCAACGAGGAGUCACGCAGUGCCACGCCAGAGCCCGAACCCCCCUCAACAAACAAAUGGCAGCUGGAUAAAUGGCUAAAUAAGGUGAACCCCCACAACAAGACCAUCAUCAACAAUCAGAAUGAGCCUCACAGUGAGAGCAGCUCCCAGGCCCAGAGCAACCAGCAGGCCGAAGGGCCAAACAAAGGGAAGCUCAACAGCAGCCUGCCCCCGACCGAUUCCAAAGACCGGGCGAUCCUUAGUCCCAUCCGAGAGAAAGCCAAACCACGGGUUGCCCAGAAAACCCCAGAGGCAAAAAGCUCCAAGCAGAAGUCACCAGCUCAUAAUGAGCCAACUUCACAAAGGACUACUGGGAAAAAGCAACCCAAAAAGGUAGAAAGGACUUCCAGUGUAGAAGAGUAUAACUGGCCCAAACCAAAUAAUACCAGCAACACUCCCAAAGAAAAAGACACACAGGAACCCCCCGAGCAGCCAAAGGUUCGAACUAAAGCAGCAGUUGGGAAGACAGCUCCAAGGAAAGAACCACGAACUAGCACAGGUCUCACUUCAGAGAAGAAAAAGUACAGAGGCCCCAGCAAAAUUGUCCCAAAGUCACGGGAGUUCAUUGAAACUGAUUCAUCUACUUCUGAUUCAAACACAGACCAGGAGGAGAGCUUGCAGGCAAAGGUGCUGCCAGCCUGCACUGGGUCUGGCAGUGGUGUCAAAGUGAAGGACUCUGGCAGUAACAUCCUCAGCGUAAGUAGCUUAACCAGCAAUAGCAGCAACACAUCCAUUGACCAGACCAGCAACGACCUGGAGGAGCAGCUCUUUUCUCCUAUCCCAAUCGUACAAAAUGAACUUCUGUCCCCACUGAGAGAAUAUGAAGAACUCAAAUCUCUGUGGGUGAAAAUAGACCUUAGUUUACUCUCUAGGAUACCUGGACAGGAAACUUUUGAGACCACGUCUGUGAAAAGUGAACCAAGAGAGGCAAAUGUGAAACACAGGCGACCAUCUCGAGAGUCCCCUACCCCAGCAGCUGAAAAACCCCCCACCAAAUCCAAAAGAAAACAUAAGCAGACAGAAAGCCUGGAAACCUUUGUUGAAAGCAAGAAGCAGCGCCUGGAGGAGCCUCCAGCUUCCUGUCUGCUCCCACCUUGUAUCUCUCCAAUACCGAACCACAGAAUAACCAGCACUAAAGAGAGCAGCAGUAGCUCGGUGAAGAAGGUGACAAAGAAGAGAGAAGAGAAGUUGUUCCCUCCUCCCUUGUCCCCGCUCCUGGACGAUCCUGUGCACCGGCGGCACGGCAGUGACAGCAGCUCCUUCAGCCAGGAGCCUGCUGUCACAAACCCCUCACAGACCAGCAGCUCUUCCUCCUCUGUUUCUAAACACAGAAAGAAUGAAAAUAAAUCUUCUUCUAACCCCAAAGGAAUCUGUGAGGAAGAAUCUCACAGUACACCCACAGCCAACACUCUCCUUGACACCAGCCAUCUAGAACCAGACCUCUGGUCUGCAAUGCCAACGCUUUCCAAUGGGAAUUCUGAGCCCAGAAGACCCAAAAUAACAUUUGAUGAUGUGCUGCACAAUGCAGAUUAUUACAUGCAAGAGGCUAAGAAGCUGAAGCAUAAAGCAGAUGCACUGCUGGAGAAGUUUGGUAAAGCAGUGAAUUAUGCUGAUGCUGCCCUCUCCUUCAUCGAGUGUGGGAACGCUAUGGAGCGAGAUCCAUUAGAAGCUAAAUCUCCAUACACCAUGUACUCAGAGACUGUGGAACUCAUCAGGUAUGCAAUGAGACUCAAGAAUUUCACAGGCUCUUCUGCCACAGAAGGGGACAAGAAAUUAGCAGUUUUAUGCUACCGAUGCUUAUCACUUCUCUACUUGAGAAUGUUUAAACUAAAGAAGGACCAUGCUAUGAAGUACUCCAGAUCUCUGAUGGAAUAUUUUAAGGGUUUUACAAGGUGCUACACAGACGUGAAAGGCAGAAUGAGUAAGCAGAACUCUUCAAAAGCCUCACAGGCCCCCUCACCUUGGGGCGGCAAUGGAAAGAGCACAGAAACCCCCUCGCCCAUGUCCCUGAGCCCGUCCCCCGUCAGCUCUGCUGGGAGCAGCUCGGGCACCGCCGGCUCUUCCUCGGUGGGGACCAUCACCAUCCCCCAGCGCAUCCACCACAUGGCUGCCAGCCACGUCAACAUCACCAACAACGUCCUGCGCAGCUACGAGCACUGGGACAUGGCUGACAAGCUGACCAAGGAGAACAAAGAGUUCUUUGUAGAGCUGGACUCAGUGAUGGGACCCUUAACACAACACAGCAGUAUGACCAAUCUGGUUCGUUACGUUCGCCAGGGACUCCACUGGCUCCGCAUUGAGGCUCAUUUGUUGUAGUGACUGCUGCCCUGUUCAUGACAUCCCCAUUCUUCUACCUCUACCAGCGCAGAGACGAUCACUGGUGGAACUCCACUCAUUUUUGGAAGUUUAUUCAUGUAACUUCAUUUUUAUUGCCUUUUUUAAUAUCCUAUCUAUUGGAAGUAGAAGUCACCAUAAAUGAAACUUAUGACUCAAGAGCAGUAUGUGUUGUACCAUCUAAUCAUCUUUGACAAUUUUCUAUGCCUUGUGUCUCCUGGAUCCUGCCAUCCUUAUGUGCUUUAUGGAACGGUACAUUCCCUGCAGUGUUGUUUUAAGUCCAUGCUGCCUUCAAGUGAAAACAAAAAAAAGCACUUUGAGAAGAUAUGGAUUCCUGAGAAAUAGUACAAAGCGUCUUAAAUAUUUGAGGGUAUGAGAAGUCCCUUCUGAAAUAAAUUAGUAGAAGUUAUAGCUAUUCACUCAAAAUCAUCUUCUGAACCUGAACCAAGCUUUUCGACGCUUAAUUCUGGCAUCAUUACCUGACUCAGUACAUUCCUAAGAUUUCAUACUCCCUAUGGGUUUAAUCUCUAAAAGAGAAUGUUGAAUAUCUUACAGGUACAUAAUGUAAGAUCACCAAAGGUGUUAAGAGGUAAAAGGUUGAAGGAAUGCCUCAUUAAAGAAUGAUGACACACUAUGCAAUGAGGUUUUGAUAUUCCAUUCUUCCUGUUUAUUGUUGGCUUAAUAAUUUCAAUAGGCAGCAAAAUUUCUUGCAGUUUUUAGGCAGUUUCAAAAUAUUAGCUUUCUUAGUCUUAUCUACCAUUCCUAUACUAGAUCUGUGAAUUUUCUUUCUGUUUUACUGUUUAGUCUCAAACAAAUACCUAUCCAAGAUUUUUUUUCAUAGAACAAUCUCUCCUUGCAUAGUGACUCACUGAAAGCAGAUUUUAACAGGACUGCUGCACUCUAAGCAUUGAUAUUGUAUGUAAAAGUCCAUUAAUAAGUGUAUGCAGAUUCUUCAUUAACUAUCUAGAAGUUUAACUAACCAGCUACUGUUGAAACAUUAUAAUUCCAUGUGGCAUCAAUUUUCACCUGUUUUGUUCAUUUCAUAGCGUUAGAAACGAACAGUAUUAUCUUGCUAUCUUGAAAACAAUGUCAAAUUAAAUAAAAUCACCAGAUUUACCCAAAAGCAAUAUAACAUUUGUUUAAUAAUGGCCAUGAAUACUUCAGUCAGAUUACCUUUUCUCCAAGCUCUGCAUCUCUUUACCCAUGCUGUCAUGUUUUGGACCAUUCCUCUAAUGCGUGAAUAAUAAUGAGACAAUUCAGAUAGAAUUUCAAAGCAAUUGUGAAUAAACUGCACCAUUUCACAUUUGCUCUUUCCUCUUAUUUUUUUCCCCGUUAUAAACUGCACUGCUCUUCUGGAGCCACUGAAAGAAGCGCUGGUGCAUGAAACAAAACAAAAUGAAUUUAUAUCAAUAAUUCACAAGACUUUAAAUGGUCUCAUCUCAUUCUUGAUAUAACGCCUGCAUACCUUACUGAACUGUAAAUUCCAUUUCUAUAAACAGAAAAUCCUCAUAGCAAUGUAAAUAUUAUUCUGUCUCAUCUCAUUGAAAUAAUACAAUAUGUGUAUUAAAUGCCAUCCAGAUAUUAGUUAAUUGCAAUUACCUUCUGCUUUAUAAACCUGUAUAUUCUUUAAUCUGGUGAGUUAUUGGAUUCUACUCACUGGGUUGUGACCAGAUAAAUAGGACAAAUUUGCAUUUAAAAGGUUCAGACUGUUAAGAUUUUUAGAGCAGGCCUUGGAUAUUUGCAAUAAGAGCAGUUUAAGGACUCUGCCCAGUGCACAUUUAAGACAAACAUUUCUGUAGCUGUUGCAUAUUAGCUCCCUGUAGUAGUACUUUUUCUUAAAAAUCAAUAAUUCCUAACAUUUUAUUCCACAAAACUGUAUUGUAAACACAGCCAACAUGCAUCAUUAGAGAAAUCAUCCAGUGUAGGGUUUUCUGCAAAGGACAUUUGCAGAACAUGUCCAUCCUGUAUUAUCUGCACAUUCCUGUUCCUAAAGUGUUUGAUUCACCCUUAUCUGUUCUCUGAGGGUUUCAGUAACAGAGAUGAAACCUGAAUCUGACACAUUGGUCACGCCAACUCUGGCCCCAGCAGCUAAUGAAUAAAACCAGUGAGAACUAUUCAGAAAUGUAGAUGAAUGGUGGUGGUCGGUGUUUUUUUAAAGAAAAAGAAAAUGAAAAAUUUGAAAUAUUUUUUUUAACAGGUUGGGUACUUUAGAUGGCCUAAGUUUGGGCUGGUUUUGUCAUAAGCCAGAGUUUUCCAUUCUUUUUGCAAGUAACUAUUCAGUCUAAUGAAGUGCAUUGUCAUCACUUGCUCCUUUAAUGUAGAUUGAAAUCCAAGACUUCCAUGCAUUUACAAGGAAUAGCAAUGUCUUGAAAGACAGUCUUCAGGCACAGAACUCUUCAGAGUUUGCUGCAGUCGCUCAGUGAUCACCACAUAUUAUCUUUUUCCUGUUGCUUGUGGUAAACAGGUUCCUAUCUCUAAAUUUACCCCAUGUUCACAGUCUUUUGCUUGAACAGCUUAAGGAAUUAGCCCUCCUGAGUUUGUAUCCUGUGACUGAGGUUGAAAUGUAUGUUGAAUCAAUGGCAUGAUGAUAAUAAGUCCAGCAGUCAAGUGUAGGAUCACAAGCCAACUUACUGUUUAGCAGUCUUGUUUCAAAAGCAGCUUAGAAACAAAUUAAAUAUGGAGAGUAAAUUGCUGUCUUAUCCCUGGGGAUGAUGCUUCUUUUGGGUUAGUUAUUAAGGAUUAUUGCACUUUUACAGGCACUAUAUUCAUCUCAUUUAAAUUGCCAACAUGUCAUCUUCGUGGAAUCAUUUUACCCCUUAAAAUAUUACUUCCAGCAGAGCUAAUCAAAUAAGAUUGUUUGUUUGUUUCAGUCCAUGGGGAAGCAGCAUGUCUGUGCUUGGGCAUUUGCAGUGUCUGCACUUAAAACUACCCAAUUCAGGCUUUCUAACUCAUUAACCGAGCACCAAAAAUUACAAGAUUGGCUUAAAAUUGUAGUUUGGUUUUAGUUGUUUUUUUUUAAAUAAACUCUUUGGUUCCUGUAUUGCCUUCUGGAUGGUGAGCUUUGGGAUUGGUUUCAUUACACAUUUUCAGGCAUUUUACAAGCAUGCCAAGGGCUGGAACUGACACAUUUCUUUUUAAUGGUGAUAAACUGGAACAGUGAUAGAAUCUCUUGACUUCUGUAGCUGGAUUUAAGAAGGACACCGAGCUUUGUAGAACACUGCCAGAACUGACAAGACUGUCAUCUGUGACCCAUGCCUGAAAAGGUUUGGAGCAAUAUCAAGAGUUCAGCAGUGAAGGGAGCAGGCCUGUAAAGGACUAAGCUCAGGAAUUUUGGGUGAAAGACCCAAGGGCAGCAAAUUCCUAAAUGCUCAAGAGAGGCAUUUACAUAGCACUUAACCUCCACUUCAAGGGCUGCAGCAGGUCUUAAGUAUUUGACAAUGUGCAGGCAGAAUAUCCAGCUCCAAGUGCAGUGAACAUCUCCAGCCAUGGGAUGUGUGUUGGGUGCUCAAGAGCAGGGAGCUGAAGGAAAGCCUUUUACUGAUCAUGUUGGUGGAAAUUUUCACAGCUUGCAUUUUAAUUUCACUUUUUCUUACAUGUUCUUUGGACUUUCAAUUAUUGAAAUAUUCUCUCUGUGAAAAAAAUUGCCUCAUUUAUAAAUUAUCUCCUUUGAAAAGUAGAGACAGAUCUGUUGAUAGUUAUGUGGGAGAUUUUAAAAAAUAGGAUUGGAGAUCUUCAUUCCUCCUAAAGAAACAAAAUACACCAAUUGAAUCUGGAAUUUAAUUUCCAUGCUUUUUUAAAAUUCACAGAUUUUAUUAUGGUCUUCUGUUAUGAUGGUUUAUAUUCACCGAUGUUGUUAGGUACUUUAGAAAAAAACUGUUUCAGUGAGUUUUUAUCAGCAUUUAAUGCUGUCUAAAUCAAAUUAUUACUUUUGUGAGUGUAAAUUAACAGAUAACAAAAAUGGGGCUGGUAGGGAUUCUGACUUUAGUAUUAACAUACUUCAUUACUUGGAGUUCAGGAGAAACUCAGUGCAGCAUUGAAGCAAGCCCAUGAGUGUGAGUGUGUGUACACAUCUGUGUGGAUUUAUGUGUAGAUUUGCAGCAGAAAGCUCCUGCUCAUUACUUCAUAGCACAGGAGAAAAGAUAUGGUAGCUGUGAACAGAAAACAGUCCUACCACUGCAAGUGGUAGUGGCAUUAUUCAAGUGUUCCUCUGCAGUUUGUGCAUAGUCCUGUUUGCAUCUACUGCCUCUUGCAGACAAUGAAGUGUGCAGGAAGUAGCAACAACUCUGUCAUUUUAGUCCUGUGGUCCCUAAAGUCAGUGUAAGAAUGAAUGUGCUGUGUAACUCAUUUGCCAUAGACCAGUGUCUUGAAGUUUUAAGAAUGACAAAAUAUUUAACAAGUCACCAAAGAAAAUUAAAUUGCCAUUCUGGAACAAGUGUAGAAGUGUCCCAGCUUUAGGCAGGCUGUAGACCAAGGGAUCUUUGCAAAGGGCCUUUCCCUCUCAGCAUCUCGCUGACCUCACCUGAAUACACUGGGAGUGAGGCAAAGGGGAUGAAGAUGGAAAACUAAUCUACUUGUUCUUAUGACAUCUUCCAGCUUUACUUUGCAUGCUACUUUAUAAAUACAAUAUAAAAAUAUAUAAACAAAAAUAUAAAAACAAAUAAAACCUAAUGCUGGGAGAGCUCAAUUCCUCAGUUUCCAGUAAUCCUCCUGAACUUCCAUUAUAUAACCUGAGCACACCAGUGCAUACAGGCAUUCUCUGUUGUCUAAAAAGAUAUGUCUGUAUGGGGGCAUAUUUUGGUUAUAUCACUUGAUAUUUAGCCUAAAUUUAUAGGCUAAAAGCUAUUAGGGUCUCCUUCAUUACUGAAACCUCUCUGCCACUGAAUGCAAAACGUUCCUGCCUGACUUAAAGCAGUCAUCUUCUCCCCAGUACCCUUGUCAGACCUGCCUUUCUGAUGGACUUCAUAGCUUUCCUUAAGCCAUUUUGUUUUUGAGAUGUUUUGUCUUCCAGGAUCAGGGAUUCUGAUCAUCUCACACCACUUUAAACCUCUUGUGGUCGCUGCUGAAGUCAGGAUAGAUUGCAUUCAGAUCUUGUGUUCAACUUGGGGGAGGAUGUGGCUCUGUAGAGAGAUGAGAGCCAAUUCAGGUGCAGAUGAGUUACUACAUAAAACUGGUGUCACAUGAAAAUCAAACCUGGCCUCAUCAGGAGGCACUGCAGCAGAAAUACUGUGAUGAAAAGCUGUUCCCAGAAUCACAGGGUGUGUAGUGACAUGUCAGGCAGCUCACUGGCACUGUAAUGAUAUUAGGCAAUGGUAAAAAUGUCAAGAGUGGUUUAAAGAAAUUGGGGCAAGCUGCUGUGGUCUGGCAUUGUGAAUUUAAGCUGAGUGUGCUUCUUGGGAAAGGGGAUUUAUUACUGUUGAUGUGUCCUGCAAAAUAAUACCUAUACCAUGGUAUCCUGUGAAAUCAGAAUACAGCACCACCACUCCCAAUUCUUCAACGCACCUCAGAGUGCCACCUCAUGUCACACAGAGGUAAUUCUGGUCACCACCCUGAAGUCACCAUCCAGUUAAACCAUUAUUUUUACUUUAUUUUUACAAAGAAGCAAGGACCAAGCCCAAAGGCCCGGCAGCCACUGUGGGCAGCAUUGUGUGACCUGAUGUUGCUUCCCACAGGCUGUGGAGCCACAGGGAGUUCCUGAGCCCUCAGCCUGCUCUGGGUGUUGGACUACUGCAGGUCUGGGUGGUUGGAGCCCCACACAGCCCUGCCCACUGUGCUGGGGGAGCAGUGCCGUGCCCAGGAGGGCCGAGGGACCCCAGCCCCACUGCCUGGGUGAGCAGAGCUGUGGCUCUGCAUCGCUUUCGGGUCUUUGUCUCUGCAGCUGCAGGUGGACUGGGAUGGGAGCACUCAUUUGCACUUGCACUGCAUCUGGAAAUGCCAGUCAAGCUGACAGGAGCCAUGCACACGGUGACAGCGUAGAACUCAGUCCAUAUCCACUGAACACAGAUUUAAUUUAAUUUGUGGAAUUUAAUUCUUGGUGUCCACAGGACCACUCGUGUUUACAGGACUCCAACUGAGUCCCACUGAUGCCAGUCUAAAAAGUCAUGUGAGUGGACAAUGCAGCUGUUUGAGGCUUGUUUUCUUCUUUGAUUUUAACUGAGUUACUCUAUCUGCAAGUUUCAUAAGCUCUCUGUGCUAGAUAUAAAUUUACUCACAGCUGUGUGAGUGUCACCCUAUUGUAAUACCAUUGAAAGACCCUUCAAGUAUAGAUAGCCCUAAUUUCCACUCCGUUAUCUUCUCAGAAUUCAAAGGAAGGUCAGAUUCUGAGGUGAAUUUAAUUGUUUUAUUGAACAGCAGUAGCUACAGUGGACCAAAAUUUGAGCUUAGCAAAUGUAAAGUAACUUGGCUCAACUGGUGGAAUUCAUGGGACCAAAUUCUUCUGUCAUGUGGCAUUAGUGCAAGUCUUACAGAGCUUAAUGGCAUAGCCUUACUGGAGUUGUGUGUAUUAGGCCAGAACUUAAGUUGCAUAAACCCAAUUAAUUGAAUGGAAUUCCAUCCAUUUUUGUUCUGGCUGGGCACUCAUCUCAGUGAAAGUAGUUCAAGGUCUGCGUACUAGAGCUGGAAUAACUGCAAGCAGAUUUGCUCUUCAACCAGACCAUGUGUUGACUCAGCCCUGGCCCAGGGAAACCACCACUGACUUCAUGACAAGUAACAAUGGCGUGGACACGGCAAAGCUUUGACCCACUGGCAGGAGACAUUUACCCUUGAAUUUAUGAAAGAACUGGAUUGUGAACAGCAACACAAAUGUUUUAUUGAUAACAGAGGUAGAGUACAAGUUCUUCAGUUGCUCUAAACUGGUAAAGGAGUACUGAUUUUAGUGGAGUUCAUCCAAUAUGCACACACCAAGGAGCAAACCCUCUAAUCCCAGACUAAUUUUUGCCAGUUUGUCUCUAUGCAGAUAGACUCCCAAACCUUUUAUCAUCAUGCCUUUUUACUGAUCAUGGCACUGAAAUAAUUAACAUACCAUAAUCCUUGCUUGUGAAGAAGUAGUGUACUUUGCAAAGCUAUGCCGUGUACAGCACGUCAUAAAACUGCUUUAGACCACAAGUCUAGAGAUUUUGUUUUCAGAAACGAGACGAGCAGAGCAUCUUCUGAUCUGAUGUCGAUUACACCUCACUCUGCACUUUUCAUACAGAGUGAUGGCUGCAUGUUUCUGAUGACUGUGGGCCAAAGCUUCAGCUGAUGUGCCUCUAAGUAGCUCUGUGGAUGCCAGUGCUGUUUUACACCAGCUGAAAAACCAGUCCUCUCCCUUUUCACACUGUGCUGCAUGCCCUAAUGCAGCUCUAUAAAUGCACACUGAGGCUGAGCAUAUAUUGAACUAUUCCAAUUCAGUACUAGAUAAUCCCUGCCAAAAAAAAUGGAGGGUAAUUUCUGCUUGCCAUCUAGGCUUGCAUAUGUUUUGGGUUUAACUAAAGGCAUGUUGCAAUUUCAUUACCUACCAGUUUAAAUAUUUACUGGCAUCAGCAUUAGCUUGCAUAGAAAAAUGGCAAAUAAAUUCAGACAUGUCAUAAAUGCUCUCAGUCUAGAGACGGAAUCUGUUACUUUAGCUCAAAGACAUUGCAGCAGGCUAAAGUGUUUUUUCUAAGCCAGUUGGGUUCUGUACAUUUAGAAGUCAUGGCAAAUAUUUAUCUAGGCCCAAUUCUGCUAUUCUUCCCCUGAGCAUCCUGGUUGGAAGGUUGCUCCACUGAAGUCCACAGCAGUAACUGUGUGAAUUGGUGCUCAGCACACAGAUUGCAGAAGCAGGCACUGAAUAUGUUAGGUUGCUGCAAUCAGGAGUUUAAUUUUAGCCAUAUGUAUCAUUUGAGGACACUUAAAAAUUAUGUACAUUUUAUCCAAGAUGACAGUCCUUGUAUUUCCAUAAAAUAUUGUAUAACUUAUUCCUGUCUGUAUUUUUGACAUCUCUGGAUUGCAUAUCUUCUACUGAAUCUUAAAUUCUGUUUUUUUUUAAAUCCACAUUCAAAAGGUCUAGGACAUACCAUCACAGAAUAUAAAAACAAGUCAAAGAUCUGGUGAUGUUUUGCUUUGGUUUUGAGCUCUCCUUCAGUUUGUGUUUUGGCUUGGCUGUGGCACUCCCAGAAUUUUUGGAAUGGCUCAACUCAAUUCAAGUUUCUUCCUGUCUUUUAGGGGAAAAAAAAGCAAAAUACAACUAAGGUUCAGGAAAAGCAAUCCCGGCAAACUUGGUGGCUGUUUGCUCUUUCUAGCUGUCCUGAUUUUUUAACCCUGCCAUGUUGGGAGUAGUCUAGUCUGUGGGUUCUCUCACCCACCAUUUCUGGCUGUUGUGACAAAUACUAUUUUUUUGCUUUUUUCUUUUCUUUUGUGUGUGUGUGUGCGUGCGCAUGUAUAAUUAACCAAAAUAUCAGGAAAAUUUAUAUAUGCUUUCUUCUGGUUCCUGGAAAUAGAGCAACAUUAUGACCUUAUGGUCUUCCAGCAAAAGUCAGAUUUAAUUUCUGCAUUGCAGUGCAACUUAAUUAGCUAUUGGAAUUUGAUUAUGGUUUACUAAAUGGCCUUUUACCUUACGUUCUUAUGUUCUUACUUUUUAUUUACUAUUGAAGUAGCCUCUUCUUUUUCUCAUUUGUGCAAGUAUCAUAUCAAUAAUCAUUGCAAUUCCACAAGGUGUCUUUGUUCUGAACAAGCAUGUUAUUCUUGUAAAGUUUUAAGUAUAAGUUAAGAUGUUUUGUACAGACCAAGGUAACUGUUAAACUGUCAAGCAAUUACUGAAAUGUUGUAUAGUUAUAAAAGUUUGAUUUCUUUUGCUUUAUAUGUAUAAAAUUGUAUCUUGCCUGUUUUGCUUUGUAUUUCCAACGUGUUGCACAAUUAUGCAUUUUGUUUACAUUUGUUCCUUCUUCAGAAAAAAAAAGAAAUAACAGUAAUACUUUAUGUACAAACAUUUUAAAUGUACUUUUGUUGUUUUUAAACACAAUGUCUCUGUAUAAAUAAUAUUGGUUGAACUGGUACAUUCGUGUCUCUCAUAGAGGGAUUAAUUAUACUGCCAGUGCAUUGAAUUAUUUAAAAAAAAAGUAAAAUAAAAUUUUUAUGAAAAUGUAACCCA